Molecule: messenger RNA, 3172 nt
Organism: Amphiprion ocellaris (clown anemonefish)
Lineage: Eukaryota; Metazoa; Chordata; Actinopteri; Pomacentridae
Gene: slc35a5
Product: solute carrier family 35 member A5
Exons: 10
Coding region: 140-1408 (422 amino acids)
Biological process (GO): pyrimidine nucleotide-sugar transmembrane transport
Cellular component (GO): Golgi membrane
Molecular function (GO): pyrimidine nucleotide-sugar transmembrane transporter activity
Source: RefSeq, a predicted model, not a curated record
GUCAACACGCCGUGUCAAUACGCAUGCGCAGAGUAACCAGGAAGUGUUUGUUGUUGACAAAUGAUCCUCCGGUCACGUUUUGUGAAAGAGGAGAAUAACAGCCCAGCGGGUUUGUCUGCAUCCUGUUCCAGUCGCAGCCAUGGCGUGCUGCCACUCCUGCCCCAGACUCUGCUCCCGCUCCAUGGCCUACACCCUGGCCCUCGGCCUGGGCUCUGUAACCCUGGGGACCAGUCGCACCCUGCUGCUCAAGUUUUCUGAAAAUGCUGAAAACAAGUAUGACUUUCUCCCAGCGUCUGUCAAUCUGCUCGCUGAGGCCCUCAAACUGCUCUUCUGUCUGGUUAUGUCAGUUAGAGUCAUAGUCAGAGAGGGCCGAUCAUGCAGAGAGCUGGGUUUCGCCUCCAGCUCGCCCUUCCUCUCCUCCUUAAAGUGGGCCGUCCCUGCUUUCCUCUACUUCCUCGACAACCUCAUCGCGUUCUACGUGAUGGCCUACCUGCAGCCGGUCAUGACAGUGCUGUCCUCCAACCUCGUCAUCCUGACCACAGCUGUGCUCUUCAGAAUUGUCCUCAAGAGGCGCCUGUCAUGGGUCCAGUGGGCGGCCUUGGUUAUCCUCUUCCUGUCCAUCGUUUCCUUGACGACGGGAUCAGCAAGCAGCCAAAACUCCAACGCUGUGCCGGGUCACCACGCAAACCUGUCCGCCCCGUCCAACUCCUGCCUGCUGUACACUCAGCUUCUGGAGCAGUCGAAGAACAGCAGUGCUGGUGAGUCCUGGGCGUCGUCACUGGCUGGUCAGGCCUGGAGGAGUCGGGUGAUGGAGAGGCUCCUGUGUCUGGGCGCCGGUCACAUCCUGCUCCUCCUGCAGUGUUUCAUCGCAGCCAUGGCCAACAUCUACAACGAGAAGAUCCUCAAAGACGGAGACCAGCUCACCGAGAGCAUCUUCAUCCAGAACAGUAAACUAUAUGCCUUCGGUGUGGUGUUUAAUGGUCUGACUGUCUGGGCUCAAGGUCUGCACCACGGCCUCCUGCAUGGACACAACGUCUACUCCCUUGGUCUGGUGCCGGUCACUGCUGCUCUGGGUUUAUCUGUGGCCUUCAUCUUAAAGUUCAGAGACAACAUGUUCCACGUGCUGACGGGUCAGAUCACCACCGUCCUGGUCACCGGCCUCUCCUUCUUCCUCUUCGACUUCCACCCCACGCGGCACUUCUUCCUCCAGGCUCCCAUGGUCCUGCUGGCCAUCUUUAUCUACAACGCCAGCCGGCUCAAAGACCCCGAGUACAGCCUGCAGCAGGAAAAGCUGCGGGUCAUCAACGGAGAGGUGUUCGAGCGAUCCCGAGGGGACGGCGAGGAGCUGGAGCUCUUAACGAAGCCCAACACAGACAGCGAAUCCGAGGAGGAUUCUCCGCAGUUCUGAUUUUCCAGCUCGACUACGAGGUUAGAGGAGAUUCCUCUGUUGCUCAUAUGGAGCUGCACAGUAGACGCAGCGAGGUCACAAACUCUGCAUCAAAGCAUUACUUUGAACUGCGGUCUGCAGAUAAACAGUGUUGAUGAUGGACUCUGUACAUUAUGAAACGUGCCUGUCUGUCGUUCAUGCAGUGAUGGAAGCACCAGCAGGGAUGUGUGCGCUGGAAAAUAUCAAAUAUUUUCCAUUUGGGAUAAUUAAGAGUUUUCUGUUUACUUCUUCUGAUGAUUCCUGUUGUAUAUGCUGCUAUCAGACAGUUUUCUGAUUGUAUCAGGGUGUUUUUUAAACUGCGUUGAAGCUAAAGUGUUUAAACUCAGACUAAAUAUUGUGGAAAUUCUAAGUAGCAGAGCUGAGUACAGAUAUUUUAAGUGUAAAUGACACAUUAGCAGGACUGUUGUUUCCACUGCAGUGAUUGUAAAGGGAAAUGUGUAUUUUCAGAACUAGAAGUGUUGAUAAAUUAUGGUGCCCAACAAAGGUCAAAGUGAGAAUUUUUUGAUUGGCGUCCCCUCAUAGUGGGUUUUAUAUUCCUUCUGAUCAGUUUUGGGAAGCACUACAGUAAGGAGAGAUGAUUUGACGUUUGUAUUUAUUGCUCAAUUGGACUUCGGCGGUUCAGUCUGUGGUUUUGUGGAUGUCCAGAUGUUGGUAUUUGAGCCUGCAGUGCUUCUAGAACAGAUGUGCUUUUAUUUAGGAGUUCAGGAACACUACAGCUUCAACACAAUCAAACCUACUGCACAUAAACUACCACUGCUACAACAAAGAACAACGAAUAUGUCAUGGCCUUUAUUUGGAAACCAACUAAAUUCUGUAAAAUAUUUUGGCUGAAAUUUUGAGAAUUUUUCUACUUUUAAGGCUCAAAAGACAUCUUAAAUGGUAGGCCGUUUUAAGAGUUCAGUAUUACCUCAAAUAAACCUGCCACAGCCAUGAAAUUUGGUGAGAAAAUAGACAAAAAUUGCUUCCAGCAGAUCCACAUGAUUGAAUGAAUCCAGCAGGACAAUUUUUUAAUCAUUCCCUCUUGAAAAUGGAAAAAAGUUAUGAGCGUUCAGGGUUAAAAGUUCUUGAAAGUGUAUAUAUAUAUAUAUAUAUAUAUAUAUAUAUAUAUAUAUAUAUAUAUGUAGAACACUGAACACAGAAAAUAGUGUAAACUUUGUAAUCCCACUCACUCUGUAGACAGAGCCAGCAGCAGUCUAUAGGCUGAAACUCAUUAUAGCGAAGCUCAUACAGCCAGUGAAACCUUGUUUUUAAUGUGUGCAGCAUUGACCACAUGCAGCUACAUGCAACUAAACAAACAUCUGUCAUAGAAGCACCGCAGGUUCAAAUUCUAACAGCUGGACGUCCAAACGAAAGCAGCAACCAGAGCUUCAGCAUCACAACAAGCAACUGGAAACUGUCGGAGAUCAGCUUUUUAAGAUGAGUAAUGAGCAAUAAAUGCAUCAUGUGUAGUAUGUGAAGAAAUGCAGUGGACUCUAACUAAAAUGUGGAUCAGAAGGAAUUAAAAACAAACUGUGAGGCAACUCAAAGUCAAAAAAAUUCAGACCUUUAGGGCUCUCUGUGCAAAAUGGACCACUAAUCCCUGAAAGCACAACAGAAUGGUUUCUGCUUUGGCCUUUUUUUUUGCUGAACUGUGAAACAUCUCUGAAGAUUGAUGUUGGUGCCAUAAAACCUUAACAUGUACGAAUGCCGUUUGUUGUGAAAUAAAUUGCCAGUAAGCAGUUUUAA